AAUUAAGCGUAGUGAUUUUAAAGAGUAUGACUUCGCACUAUUUUCUGUCGCACAUGAAUAAGCUGUGAGUUGAUCAGCAUACACUUCCGUUAAGAUGGCUAAAACGACAAAGCUUACUGACGAUCAGAUAUUUGAUCUGCAGGAGACGUUCAACCUGUUUGACAACAGGGGAGAUGGGAAGAUCUAUGCUGGAGAAAUUGGCAAUGUCCUCCGUGCCAUGGGACAGAACCCAACUGAGGCCGACGUCAAGAAGUGCGUCUUCCAAGAGGAUCCAGACCAGAGGGUCAGUUUUGAGCAGUUCAUCCCCAUUCUACAGACUGUCAUGAAAAACCAGGACACAACCACAGCAGAGGACUUCAUAGAGGGGUUCAAAGUAUUUGACAAGGACCAGAACGGUUUUAUUGGAUCAGCUGAACUGAGACAUCUUUUGUCUUCACUAGGUGAGAAAUUAAGUGAUGAGGAAGUGGAGCAACUGCUGCAGAACAUGGAGGACUCACAAGGAAAUGUUAACUAUGAAGAAUUUGUGAAAAUGGUAAUGGCUGGCUAGGAGAGACUCUAGUACAAUAGUUCACAAACUGAUCUUAAGAAAAAUAAAAUGACAGUGCGCUUAACCUCAUCCUCUUAAGCAUAACCUAAAAGAAUAUCUCCUCCAGUCUACUGGCAAAAUGGUUAUCCUACAGAAUCAGUCCUGUUUAGACUAGCAGCAAACCAAGCUUGUCAGCUUACAGCAAAUUGGGAAUACUGUGUACGACCUUGGUUCGUGUAGUGUUUACACUUAUAAUGCUGCACAGAAGAAGAUAUUUACUGGAUGUAUGGCAAUGGAUGGAAUUCAAACUAUUUGCAGUGUGACUGUUUGGUUAAGAAGAAAACAGAAGUUGAACUUAAAGUUACAAAAUAUAUGCUAUUGAUGAAAAGGCAAAGAAAUUUGAAAAAAAAAUAACAAAUGUAGUUGUACGAAGCAUUUUAACAGCAUGAGAUGAGAAAAUCUUGAUGUUUUAUCAAACUUGGCUGCAAAUAAUGUCUGUAGGCCUGGUGAAUUUUAUGGAAAGAUUACCGUUUAUUGCUUUUACAGUCUCCCUCUUGCAACAGUUAAGCAACUUUUCACCCAUGUAAACUUUAGAAGAAAUAUUUUUACAUCUAAUGCAUCUGUAUUAAAUUUUAUACUAUAACGCUGUGUGUAUGAAAACUGGUAGGAGAUAUGGUUAAGUUUAGAAGAAAAACUCGAGAUGCUGGUGGAUUAUUUCCCAGCAUGUAGUUUUUGAGUGAUUGAUGAGUUACUAACAUUCCUUUGUUAGCCAAUAUGUGAAUAUUUAUGAGAUGAGGGUGCAAAUACAUUAUAGGUCUCUAUAACCACGUAUUUAUAGCUUCCCAAACUAUCUGAGCUCGGAAGAGAUAUUGUCAUAGAGUGACAUUAAUAUUAUUUGUUAGAACAUCAAAUAAGGAGAUUUAUCUCUUAAUAAAUGUUUCAAGAGAUAAAAUGUUAUUAUUCAAAGUGA
This is a messenger RNA of Lingula anatina, 1496 nucleotides long. Its product is annotated as myosin-2 essential light chain. Gene Ontology annotation, molecular function: calcium ion binding. The record is from RefSeq and is a predicted model, not a curated record. Gene Ontology annotation, cellular component: myosin II complex. NCBI's taxonomy places the organism in Eukaryota, Metazoa, Brachiopoda, Lingulata, Lingulida, Lingulidae.